AGAGAAUCCCAAUUCCCAAUCCCACGAUUAGUUGGCGUCUUUUUCCAGCUACUCACCAAUAAUAGCAGAAUUGAGCAGUGUUAAAAGAAAAGAAGAAGAUAAAGAGGCAACAAAAAGGGCGAAUCGUCGAUCAAACGGUGCCAUGGAUCCAGACGCAGUUGCCAAAGCAUUCGUAGACCACUACUACUCCACCUUCGAUUCCAAUCGAGCCGGUCUUGCGAACCUCUACCAAGAGACUUCCAUGUUAAGCUUCGAAGGCGUGCAGAUUCAAGGUGCUCAGAGUAUCGUCGCUAAACUCACCAGUCUCCCCUUCCAGCAGUGCAAGCACCACAUCAACACCGUCGAUUGUCAGCCCUCUGGUCCUGCCGGUGGCAUGCUUGUCUUUGUCAGCGGCAAUCUUCAACUCCCCGGCGAACAGCACGCCCUCAAGUUCAGUCAGAUGUUUCAUUUGAUGCCAACAUCCCAAGGGAGUUUCUAUGUAUUGAAUGACAUAUUCCGGUUGAACUAUGCAUGAAGAAGGGUACUGGGUUGAAUUGUCUCUUGUUCGUGUUUUCUUGGUUGAACAAUUUUACUGAAUAUAUUCUAUGAGUUUGAAAGGCAUUGCUUCAAAAAACUGGUUUACUGGUUGUGGCUUGGUUAGUGAUCAAUGGAUUUUAACUUUUAUUAAAUAGCUAAUGAGCUCUUCCUUGUUGCGAGA
Solanum dulcamara is the source of this 697-nucleotide messenger RNA. Its product is annotated as nuclear transport factor 2B. Lineage: Eukaryota; Viridiplantae; Streptophyta; Magnoliopsida; Solanales; Solanaceae. Gene Ontology annotation, cellular component: nuclear pore central transport channel. The coding region runs from base 143 to 514 and encodes 123 amino acids. Gene Ontology annotation, biological process: nucleocytoplasmic transport. The record is from RefSeq and is a predicted model, not a curated record. The transcript is spliced from 2 exons.